AUGAAGCAGAUUCGAAAUAAUCUUCAACAAAUAAAACAUCCACAAUAUCAAUAUAAUUUUUCCACAAUACAAAUCUCAAUAAAAAAUAAACCUAUCUUAAUUCGUAAAAGUUUACGUAUUAAAAAUCGGAUAAAUUAUUCCGAAAUACGUCCUUAUUUUAGAUCAUCUUUUGUACCUGUUCUAUACUAUUGUUCAAAUUGUAAUCAUUUUCGAAAGAUAAAUUUUUGCAAACAUUGUAAAAAAUCUAUAAAUGAUGAUUUUGAUUCCGAAUCUAAUGAAUCUGCAACAUUAUCUUCAAUAACUGAAGAAUCUCAAAAAUCUUGUAAAAAUAAAGGAAUUUUUGACGAUGUGAUUGAAAAAUAUUCUUCAAAAUACAUCUCAUCCCAAUCUGGAACAGUAGAAAAUGAAUAUAUCUUUUGGUCAGAUAACGAAUUGCGAAUGGACGAUAGUGAUAACGAAUUUAUUAUUUAA
This is a messenger RNA of Dentiscutata erythropus, 471 nucleotides long. The record is from the annotation of a GenBank genome assembly. Lineage: Eukaryota; Fungi; Glomeromycota; Glomeromycetes; Diversisporales; Gigasporaceae.